CUGUUUUUAUACGAUAAUCUCUUGAAUUUUAAUGGAGAGAUUCGUACUCGAAAGCAUUAGAAAGCAUGAUAUACGUAACGCACAUGCAGUUUCCAUCCGUAAAAUGAUAAGUUAAGAAAUUGCGUAACACUUCGGUUAAGAAAGUUAUAUUCGAAUCGACUCACUAAUCAUGAUAAUUGUUUAAUUACUCGAAACGAGGAUCGUUUAUAUACAUUUUAUUUGUGUCAGUAUAAAAAACUUCGGUAGUAAGAAAAUGAAAUGCAUCAAGAAGAAGAAAGACGUCGAAAAAUUUACAAAUGGCGGUUGCAGUACACUGUUUUAUUAAUAAUGUUAUUGUUGCUACACUUGUGUGAGUUUACUACUGUGAAAAUGUAUAAAUUUAUCACUGUAUUAUUACUAGAUGAAUUAAAGUUGUUAUCACGAAAAAAUUCGCGCGUAAAUGUUAAAUACAAACGUCCGCGCGAACAACAUGUACGUAUCGACUGCAAUUCUGAACCGUACUGAAGUCGUUCACAUUAGUAGCCGCCCGGCACCACGAUCUUAUUUGUUUACAAUGAGCUUGUGGGUACAGUAUAUCAAGUCUAUCCCAACACACGUUGAUUAUGAUGGACAAGCACGAGCAGAGAAAUUGUCAAGGAUCAUUGUAACACUAUUUGGGGUAGUUGGAUUGAUAUGGGGAUACAUUAUCCAGCAAUUUUCACAAACAUUCUAUAUACUUGGAGCUGGUUUGGUAAUGGCCCUUUUGGUGACAGUACCACCAUGGUCCAUGUACCGUCGUAAACCUUUAGACUGGCAAACUCCUCAGGAAAAAGAGACAGUCUCAUAUGAGUUAAAGAAGAAAAAAUAGUCUCUUCAUGGUUGUAAAAAACUUGAUAAUGUAAAAUAUUAGGAAGUAAGAUCUAAGUUGUAAUUUAAAUUGUAAUUAAGAUAUGUUCAUGAUAAAGAGAAAUGGAUUACUGUAACUGUAACAGAGUGAACCAAUAUUUUUUAUUUAAUUAACUAACUUCAAACUCGAUUGUAUAUUGUAUCACAAACCAGUAAUACUUGUACCAUUAAAUUGUAUUUAGACUAAAUGCAUUAACGUGUCAAAGACAUCAAUAAAAUGAUGGCAAACCAGA
Megachile rotundata (alfalfa leafcutting bee) is the source of this 1118-nucleotide messenger RNA. RefSeq names its product signal peptidase complex subunit 1-like. Gene Ontology annotation, cellular component: signal peptidase complex; membrane. The record is from RefSeq and is a predicted model, not a curated record. Lineage: Eukaryota; Metazoa; Arthropoda; Insecta; Hymenoptera; Megachilidae. Gene Ontology annotation, biological process: protein targeting to ER.